AUAAAUUAUUGCAUUAAAGAUUUAUGAUUUUGAUCAAAAAGUUUUAAUAACCGAAACAACAACAAAAAAUCCAAAAUGUCGAAUAUUGGUAGAAAAAAACCAGAUGAAAAUUUUGAAAAACAACUUCAUCGUACACUUUCACGGUAUGGAAAAAAAUCUAAACGACCAACAAUUUUACGUCCAUAUUUGGCCGCUCAAUCAUCGACACAAACAAAUGGAAUCGCAUAUCAAAACGAAACCAUAAUUGCACAAUCGUUUCGUCCACCGGACAUUGAAAUGUCAAAUUUGCAGAGAAACAUCAGAUUUGCUGAUGAUGAUGAUGAUGAUGAUGAUCAGGUUCAUUAUCAAAGUUCGAAUGAUCGAUUCGAUUCUUCGGUUUUACGAUCAGCGCAAAUGCAACAAAACAAUAAUGUUCGAUGUAAAGAAGAUUUUCUAUUCAAUAUUGAUGGCAAUGAAGAAGAAGAAGAAACUAGGCAAAAAUUAUCGAAUGAUGAUGAUCAAAAUUUUUUUCGACAAUUUCUUAAAACUGAAAUUUUCGAUUUGAAACGUGAAGAAAGACCUGGGUUUAUUUGGCAAUGUCUUGGUCUAAAAUUUGCAAAUAAUUUUCAAAAAAAUCGUGCAAACGGUGAAAUGUGGCCAGUAUUUACCUAUUGGCUUAUUACAAUGGAAUUGUUUAUAAUGAUUUUAUUGUCAACCAUAGGAAUUUCUCCAUAUAGUUUAAGUGAAACAAAAGUAUCGAAAGUAAUUUGGCAUCAAACAAAUUCGUAUCAGCCUGCAACCUAUUAUCAACAUCCAAAUAUUUGGUUUGGUCCAAGUUAUUCAACAUUAAUCACAGCUGGUGCAAAAUUCACACCAUGUAUGCGAAAAGAUAAAAAUAUUAUGGAAUCAUUUGAAUCAAGAAAAUUAAUGGAAAAUCAAUAUGGUUGUUGUUUACGAAGUGAUUUGAGUGGUUGUGUUCAAGCACCAAUAUCACAAUGUUCAAAUCGAACAUCAUAUUGGAUUAAAUGGCAAAAUCGAUCCGGACCAGUUUGUGGAAAUGAUCCACGUUAUUGUUUGGAUAAUAAAUCCAUUGAAAAGACUUUUGAAAAAAAUAUAACCGAAUGGCCUUUAUGUAAUCAAUAUGAUUAUCAAGCAAUUUCUAAAUCAGAAGAUUUAUAUAUGAAAUGUAAUGUACAAGCUCGACCUUGUUGUAUUGGAAUCUAUGGUAAAUGUAUACUUGCAUCAAAAGAAUAUUGUCAAUUUAUCGAAGGUUAUUAUCAUCCGGAAGCUAGUCUUUGUUCACAAAUAAAUUGUAUGGAAGAUGUAUGUGGUGGUUCAUUUAUGUGGCCUCAUCAAUAUUAUCGAUUAAUUCUGUCCAUAUUUAUUCAUGCUGGUUGGAUACAAUUGUUAGUGAAUAUAAUCAUACAAUAUAUAUUCAUGAGACGAUUGGAACAAUUAUUGGGCAUAUGGCGAACAUUUCUGAUCUAUUUCGUAUCCGGUAUUGGUGGCAAUUUAGCUAGUGCAAUAUUUUUGCCAUUAACACCUGAAGUUGGUCCUAAUUCAGCAUUAUUCGGUCUUAUUGCUUUUCUAUUCAUUGAAAGCUAUAAACAACGAAAACAAUAUGGAAUAAUUGUUUUUGUGAAAAUUUCAGCUGCAUUAUUUUUCCUAUUUAUCCCAGGAUUAAUUUUACCAUUUGUUGAUAUUUAUACAUUGAUAUUUGGUUUUCUAUAUGGUUUUCUAAUGAUCAAUAUUUUAGAUCCAAGGAAAAUCAAUUGUAAACAAUUACGAAUUGCUGCAGCUAUUCUAUUGUCAAUAUUGACAUUGAUAUUAAUUUUAUUAUUCAUUUUUGCAACCGAAAUCAUCGAACAAUAUCGUUAUUAUACAAAUAUUUUUAAUUGUAUACCAUUUUUAUUCAAUUGUUCCAAUAUUGAUAUUGCUUAUGAUGAAAUAAAAGCAUUAAAUUGAAUGUGUGUGAUUAAUUGUAAUGUAAUUUGGAUGAAAAACAAAGAAAAAAAAUUUAGUGAAAAAAAAACAUCAUCAAGCCAUUUCGGCAACAAGCAUGGAAUUAUCAUUA
Molecule: messenger RNA, 2053 nt
Organism: Dermatophagoides pteronyssinus (European house dust mite)
Lineage: Eukaryota; Metazoa; Arthropoda; Arachnida; Sarcoptiformes; Pyroglyphidae
Gene: rho-5
Product: rhomboid-5
Biological process (GO): regulation of protein secretion; regulation of epidermal growth factor receptor signaling pathway
Cellular component (GO): endoplasmic reticulum membrane
Molecular function (GO): serine-type endopeptidase activity
Source: RefSeq, a predicted model, not a curated record